AUGGUGGUAGAAACAUUCUUUUUUUUGGAUUUUUCCUGGAGCAGCAUUAGGUUGGUGCUUACACAACUCCACCACCCCAAUCCUGUGCCUCCUGUGAUUGGAUUUUGCAAUGAAGGAAACAAGUUUGUUCUCGAAUAUGAGUACAUGACUGCUGGUUCGCUCCAUGAUCACAUUUAUCACAAGAGGACUAAAGUUGCCUCACUUUUGUAUAAGAGGAAGCUUCAAAUUUACUUGUGCGUGGAACGCGGACUGCACUAUUUUCUUCACACAAGAGUCAAGUAUUUAAUACAUUCUGAAAACAUGUAA
Messenger RNA from Sphenostylis stenocarpa, 306 nucleotides. Lineage: Eukaryota; Viridiplantae; Streptophyta; Magnoliopsida; Fabales; Fabaceae. The record is from the annotation of a GenBank genome assembly.